Leguminivora glycinivorella is the source of this 1391-nucleotide messenger RNA. RefSeq names its product venom acid phosphatase Acph-1-like. The record is from RefSeq and is a predicted model, not a curated record. Gene Ontology annotation, biological process: dephosphorylation. The transcript is spliced from 7 exons. Bases 54 to 1208 code for a protein of 384 amino acids. Gene Ontology annotation, molecular function: phosphatase activity. Lineage: Eukaryota; Metazoa; Arthropoda; Insecta; Lepidoptera; Tortricidae.
AAGAGCUCGCGACCGCGCGCUGCUGGCCUCAGUGGGCGGGAAAUAAAAAAAAAAUGGGUAUAGCGACUGUCGUUGUAUUGUCUUUGGUCGCGUUGACGUGUGGCCAGGAGAUACAUCAGGAGGUGGACCAGCCGGUGGACCUGGCGGAUGAGGUGGCGGACACCGAUGUGGUGCUCGCUUUUGUGAUAUUCCGGCACGGCGACCGCACCCCUGACGAGGAGGAGCUGGAUCUCUCAGCGGAAGCCGUCAACAGAAAUGUCUUCUUCCCUUACGGUAUGAAGGCGCUAACCAAUCGGGGUAAGCAACGAGCUUAUCAGGUCGGGCAGUACAUCAGGAGACGCUACGACGGCCUGAUAUCACGGCUGUACCUGCCGGACGAGGUCGUGAUCCGGACAACGGACUAUGCGCGGACGAAGAUGACGGCGCUGGCUGCGCUGGCCGCGAUAUACCCGCCGCCGCCCGCGCAGAAAUGGAACCCUGCGUUGGACUGGCAACCUGUGCCUUACGAUACGUUGCCGUACGAUGAGGAUGACCUCCUAUACUGGUACAACUGCCCACGAUACCUCUGGCUGCGAGACAGAGUGUAUGAAUCGCCUGAGGUCGCUUCCACUUUGAGACAAUACAACAGCUUAUUCCAAUACUUGAGCCAGCACUCAGGAUCAAAUAUCACUACACCCGAACAAGUAUUUUUCUUGGACAACCUUUUCCAAACACUGAAUAAUGUGAAUCUAAGGCCCCCUAAAUGGGCGCAAGACGUAAUGCCUCAAAUCAAAGCCAUGACAAAGAUUGAAUAUGCAAUAGAAGGCUACAAUGACGAAUUAAAGCGAUUGUCGACAGGAGUGCUGAUGGCCGAAAUCGUGAAUUCGACCAAUGCCGCGAUAGCGGGCUACACAGACCAGCCCAAGUUGCGACUAUACUCCGCUCACGAGAACAACGUAGCUGCCCUGAUGGCUGCCGCUGGAGUCUUCGAACCGCACCAGCCCAAGUACGGAGCUACAUUCUCCUUGGAGUUGCGACGUCAUCAACUCACCGGCCAGUAUGGAAUUACGGCCGUGUACACGCCCGUCCCCGGCGAGCCGGAGGAGUACCUCAAGGUAAAAGGGUGCGGCGGCACUACGUUCUGCAACUACAACCACUUCCUCGAGCUGACGCAGAACGUGCUGUGGUCCCGGGAGGAGUUCCGAUACCAGUGCCCGAAGAGACAUUAGUCAUAAUCACUGAACUAUGGGAGUAAAACUUUAACAAAACUUGCUAAGUGGACAUUAUAGAGUUCUUACAGCCCUGAAAAUAUUAAUAGUAUUGUAAAUCUUGGAUUCAGGCGUAGAAUCAAAUUUAAUUUAAAUUUAACCUCCUGGGGUUCCAUGUCAUAAUAUUAGGACAAAAUGCCUACG